Molecule: messenger RNA, 1607 nt
Organism: Medioppia subpectinata
Lineage: Eukaryota; Metazoa; Arthropoda; Arachnida; Sarcoptiformes; Oppiidae
Source: the annotation of a GenBank genome assembly
CUAAAAGGCAGUGAAUUGUUGUUUGCGUUCAGAGAUUGAAAUCAUUUUCAACCAAACGUUACGUUUAGAGCGAAAGCCAAUCGACGGUUACAAUCGUUUGGCCUCUCUUUCAGUUGAUCUCACAAUCGCUUUGAUUGACCACUCAUUUGGCCAUCAAAUCACUCGCUCAACACAUUUGUUAUAAAGAGUUGUUUCGAUUGAUAUAUCAAUCGAUCCGUUGUUUACGUUAUAAACGAAGUAACAAUCAAACGAUCGCAUCAAUGGCUCAAUCAGACGAAUUUAUGGAGAAAUUUGACCAAAUGAUGGCCAAUAUCUUCGCCGACGACAAGAAGACCAUGACUCAGGAGGAAUACAUGUCGUUCUAUAGCCUGAUUCACGACAAGUGCACAAAUAUGAGGAGUGAUAGCAACGGUCACCGCUCGAGUCAGAACCACAACUCCAACAUCAAGGAAGUGGUCUAUAAAAAGAUCCACAACUUCUUCAAAAGUCACAUCGAGAAGAAGCGACAGCGUUGCAAUGAAUACCCUGACGAAGAGUCACUGUUGGACUUCUAUACCCAACAGUGGGAGGACUACAAGUUCUCGAGCAAAGUGUUGGACGGCGUUUGCAAUUAUAUCAACCGCUUCUACUGUUCCUCUAAUAACGACAAAAAUAUACCGACCAUUAAUGUGUUGGCCAAAUUGGAGUGGAAGGACAGUCUUCUGCAUGAUUUCGGUCGAAAGGUAUGCAAAUCAGUGCUCAAACUGAUCGAAAAGGACAGGAAUGGCGAGAACAUCAACACACGACUCGUUAGCGGUGUUGUCGACUGUUUCGUGCUCAAACUGAUCGAAAAGGACAGGAAUGGCGAGAACAUCAACACACGACUCGUUAGCGGUGUUGUCGACUGUUUCGUCGAGUUAUCACAGAUCGGUCGCGACAGCGAUGAGGACACCAACAAAGUGUUCGAAGAGUCCUUUCAGAAGCCAUUCAUUGAACAAACGCUAGAGUUCUACACCAAUGAAAGCAAUGCCUUUUUAGAGCAAAACUGUUUCACUGAUUACAUGUAUCGGUGUUCCGCACGGCUGGAAGAGGAGCGCAAUCGUGUCAAACGAUAUCUCAGCGAAAAACUCUUACAGCCAACCAUUGAGACCGUGGAGAACGCGUUGAUCGUCAAGAAAAUUGACAAAUUUAUCGAAGAAUUCCAGAAACUGUUGGUCGGAGACAAUGUCGACAAGUUGGCAGUGCUAUACAAACUGGUGAUUCGCGUCGGUUCAGCCAUUGAACAGUUGUGUCUAUUUUUCAAAGAGCACAUCACCAAAGAUGGCAACGACGCCAUCGAGAAUAUCAUUGACAGAGCGCCCGACGAUCCCAUUCUCUUUGUGGACACCGUUUGGAAAGUCUACGAUAAAUACCGGACACUAUUGGAUAAAGCACUUCAAUCGGACGGAGCCUUCUAUAAGUCAUUGGAUUCCGCGUUAAUGGAUUUCGUGAACAAAAACAAAGUAACGGAAACCUCUCCCAUAGCGUCGAAGAAAACACCCGAACUGUUAGCCAAAUAUUGCGAUAUGUUAUUGAAAAACAAAGUGAAACAAAUGGAUCCGACAGAACUGGAGGAGAAACUAUCUCAA